Messenger RNA from Echinops telfairi (small Madagascar hedgehog), 996 nucleotides. RefSeq names its product olfactory receptor 4A5-like. Bases 1 to 996 code for a protein of 331 amino acids. Gene Ontology annotation, biological process: G protein-coupled receptor signaling pathway. The record is from RefSeq and is a predicted model, not a curated record. Gene Ontology annotation, molecular function: G protein-coupled receptor activity; olfactory receptor activity. The transcript has a single exon. Lineage: Eukaryota; Metazoa; Chordata; Mammalia; Afrosoricida; Tenrecidae. Gene Ontology annotation, cellular component: membrane.
AUGAAGAAUAAUGUAACAGAAUUUGUCCUCCUGGGACUCACGCAGGAUCCUGAAGGCCAAAAGGCACUAUUUGUCUUGUUUUUGCUCAUCUACAUUGUGACAAUGGUGGGGAACCUGCUGAUUGUCAUGACUGUUUUUGCAAGUCCCUCCUUGGACUCCCCCAUGUACUUCUUCCUUGCUUAUCUGUCAUUCAUGGAUGCUGUUUAUUCUACUGCCGUUUCCCCCAAAAUGAUUGCAGACUUACUCUGUGAUAAAAAGACAAUUUCCUUCCCAGCGUGCAUGGGCCAGCUCUUUAUAGAACAUUUAUUUGGGGGUGCUGAAGUCUUUCUUCUGGUGGCAAUGGCCCAUGAUCGCUAUGUGGCCAUCUGCAAGCCACUGCACUACAUGACCAUUAUGAAUCGACAAGUUUGCAUCCUGUGGUUGAUGGUGGCCUGGGUGGGAGGGUUUUUGCAUUCUAUAGUUCAACUCCUCUUUGUGUAUAGACUCCCCUUCUGUGGCCCUAAUGUCAUUGAUCACUUCAUUUGCGACAUGUACCCCUUAUUGGAACUUGCUUGCACCGACACCUACUUUGUAGGCCUCACUGUGGUGGCCAAUGGUGGAGCCAUCUGUAUGGUCAUCUUUAUCCUUCUACUAAUCUCUUAUGGGGUCAUCCUAAACUCCCUGAAGACUCACAGUCAAGAAGGGAGGCGCAAAGCUCUGUCGACCUGUAGCUCCCACAUCACAGUGCUUGUCCUCUUUUUCGUCCCCUGUAUUUUCAUAUAUGUUCGACCAGUUUCCAACUUUCCCAUUGAUAAAUCUGUGUCUGUGGUUUUUACCAUGGUCACUCCUAUGUUGAAUCCUCUGAUAUACACCUUGAGAAAUUCUGAGAUGAAAAAUGCUAUAGAAAAACUCUGGAGGAAAAAGUUAAUCAAAGGCAGAAUAAGAAUAUGCACCCAGAAUGAAAAUAUCAUUGCUAAUUCUAAUGCAACACACUUUGAUAAUAAAGUAUCACAAUGA